Anguilla anguilla (European eel) is the source of this 642-nucleotide messenger RNA. RefSeq names its product obscurin-like. Lineage: Eukaryota; Metazoa; Chordata; Actinopteri; Anguilliformes; Anguillidae. The coding region runs from base 1 to 642 and encodes 213 amino acids. The record is from RefSeq and is a predicted model, not a curated record. The transcript has 4 exons.
AUGCCCAUAACCAUCAAAAAGAAGCUAGAAAACUGUACAGACCAAGAGGAUGAUGAGGUGAAGCUGGAGGUUGAGAUGAGCAAGCCUUCACUGGAGUUGAACUGGAGGAAAAAUAAUGUCGCUCUGCAGGCUGGGAACAAUGUGGAGAUGCAUGUUGAAGAGACUAAACACUCACUUUUCUUCAAGAAAAACUCCAGAACUGAGCAGGGCUACUAUUGCUGUGAGACCGCGGAUGACAAGACUCAGGCAAAACUAACAGUUGAAAAGCUUCCAAUAUGUAUAGUGAAGCCUCUCAGGGUCAAAAUUGCCAUAUACAAGCAUAAAGCCCUCCUGGAGUGCCAGGUUUCUCAUGCUAAUGCUAAAGUUAAGUGGUACAAGGACAACAAGGAAAUCAAGGCCAACAACAAAUACAAUCUCAUCAGCAAGGAUGUCUAUAGGCAGCUUUACAUCAAUGAAGUGGAAUUUUCUGAUGAAGACACUUACACUUGUGAUGCCAUUGAUGAAAAGACCUCUUGCCAACUACUUGUGGAGGAACAAGUCAUUAACGUUGUGCGAGAGCUAAGGGACGUGGAAGUGAUGGAGCCCAGCCCAGCGCACUUUGAGGCAGAGAUCAAUGGACAAUGUUUACCGCCUCAUCUUUAA